Molecule: messenger RNA, 6066 nt
Organism: Pangasianodon hypophthalmus (striped catfish)
Lineage: Eukaryota; Metazoa; Chordata; Actinopteri; Siluriformes; Pangasiidae
Gene: znf438
Product: zinc finger protein 438
Exons: 5
Coding region: 1448-3685 (745 amino acids)
Biological process (GO): regulation of transcription by RNA polymerase II
Cellular component (GO): nucleus
Molecular function (GO): DNA-binding transcription factor activity, RNA polymerase II-specific; RNA polymerase II transcription regulatory region sequence-specific DNA binding
Source: RefSeq, a predicted model, not a curated record
UGGUUCAAAUGCCACAUACUAAAUUGUACAUCACAGUUUGAAUGUUGGGACCAGAAUCAAAGGAACAUUAAUGAGAACAAUGCCUCCCAUUUGAGGGGGAAAAAAAAGCACGCUCAGCGUAAAUGACGUAUAGAACUAUGCAGUCAAUCCACAGCUUGGCUGAAAUUUCAAGCGUCAUCACCUGUGAUGACGACGCCCCUCCUCUAAAAAUGCCAGAAUCAAUCCAGUGUGGAGAAUUGCAUGUGUGAAAAUGACCUCAUAGAUAGAUGAGACAAAGACUAACCUGGACAAGGGAGAUGGAAAGAAUCAAAGAGGGAGAAAAUGAUCCAAAGCAACCACCUCAUCUGUGCAAUGUGGUGCCAUGGUCGUGUACGGCUGCCAGUGGAACAAGCUCACUCGGCUUUAUUGAUGAAGUGAAUGCAAUGAAUUCAGAACUGUGCAGACGACUUUCAACCGAAUGCCUAAUAAAUUGGUGGAUACCAGCACGGUGACUGAACUUGAAUGUAUAAUAAGAGGUAAUAUGUGAGUCUGUUUGAAUUUACUUAAAAUUUAUGUAGCUACCUUUAAGUGAAAGUUUCUCCAAGCCAAUGCCAUUACUUAGCAGGUUUUAUUGUGUAGAGAUAGGCCUACAUAAGCUCAAAUAUGAACUGUGUUUAUAAUGCUUAUAAUUUGUUCCCUUUUCCUAUCACAUAACAUUUAUUACUGCUUUUACUUGAUAUCCUGUUCACUAAGUGCACUUCACUAAGUGCUCGUUUCUUAAGACAUUACAGCCUGAAACACUGGACUGGUAUCAGAUCAGAUUUAGCACUUGAUCUGCUGCCAUUUUUAAUGCUGUGAACGUGUGUUAUGUUGAGUUAACUGACACAGAUCUCAAUAUGUGAAUACAAGACACAACUUGUUUUGAAGCAUGUUGUCACUGUGCCUCUCAAACAUGCAGAGGGUCUCAGCUGGGUAUCAGAUGACCCAGUGCAGUGUCAUACUGACAAUUAAAAAAAAAAAAAGUGUCUGUUUUUCCCCCCUAUAAACCAGUGUCCGUAACAAAUCGUGAUCUCUUGAUACAGAUAGUUAUAGCUGUGGGAUGUUGCCUGCUUUGGUGUAAUAAGAGAGCUAGACUGGCGAGCUGGACAAAUUGUCUUGUAAUUGGAGGUUUCCAAGCCUCUGGCAGUAUGUGCUUAGAGGCGAAACAAAAUGGCGAACUGUGCGUGUUUAUUUUUGGAUUUUUGAGCAGAAACAUGUGCCCGGGACCGCAUACUGGUAGUGUUUACAGGUCUGCAUGGAUGAGGGAUAAUGCGCUUUCGUUAAACAGCAGGAAAGGGUUACUUUCCAUGUUUCCUGUCCAAUUCCCACAGCUUCAGAUCCUUUCGGAUCGCUUUCUUCAUACUAAACAUUCCCAGGCUCCCAUAACCUCCUGGCUUCCUCGCACCGGCCAAGAGCGGUCCCAGUGACAAUGGCAGCCAUGAAAACCCAGGAACAGCGGACCAGCCCCUUAAAAUCACCCAUACAAAAUGAUGGCCGUCCUAUUGCACAGGCAAAAGCUAUUCAGUUUCGUACCAUUGCACCUAAAGCUCCAACAUUGGGUUCAUCCUCUGCAGUGAUUUCUAGCCAGCCACCCUCUACCCUUCCAGAGGCUUCUACAGCUGUCAGUCCCAAAUCCAUCUUAGUGCCUGCACAGAACUAUGCGCUCAUGCAGGUAGCUGGACAGGAGGGUACUUUCUCAUUGGUGGCCUUGCCUCAGACAUCACCACAAAAUCAAAUCCAAAAGAAUCUGAAACUGCCUAUCCCCAGGUAUCAGUCAAUGAGAAGCCAGAGAGCUUCUGAGAAAGCUAGUAGUAAGACGCAGAACUCAGCCAAGGUGGCCAAGCUUCCACAGGUGAAGUCUGCAGUAAAAACAAACUUGGGUGUUUCCAGUUCACCUGAGACUCCAGAAUCGUCGUCUGAACAGAUUGUCGGGAUGGGCUCUGCUACUUCAUCUGAAAUCUUGCUGCCAGACAAUGCUGUCCUUUGCACAGGGUCACAGACAGAUCAACCUGUGAAAAGAAGCAUUGAUUCUCUCAACAACUUCAGCUACUCCACUAGAGCCUCUGCACUUGUUGCUCCUGUCAGUAACAGCAAAACCAUAAAAACAGAAGGUGCCUCUGCAGGAAGUGCUAUUACUGUCCUCUCUCCCACUAUCUUCAGCAAAGCUGUCCAGAUCAUCCCCUCUCCCCCCAAGGGCAAACUCCCCAUUCUGCCAUACGCCAAGGUGAAGAAUUCCCUCCUACCAUCUACAGGUCUUGCCAGCACCCAGUCCCCAGUGAAAGUCUCAUCGAUUCAGGCCAAAAAUAGGCCAAAAAGCUCUCCGGACAUCAAAGGCAUGGUCGCAGACAGCAGAACCAGGAGUGCAAAUAACACCCACUGCAAGAAACCCACAGGCAAGAGGCGAGGGAGGAAGAGGAAAACAAUGGAGGACAUUCUGUCCUUUGAGGCAAAGAAGAAGAGAUCUUUGUCAUUUUUCUCCAGGAGAGUACCAGAGAAACCAUCAUCUGGCACCCAGUCUUCUUCCUCACAGGAUAAGGUUGUGGACAUUUCGAAAAAGUAUCGCAGCAUUCGCCCAAAACCUAUUCUAGUAAUGGAAACCACUGUUCCUCAACUUGUACCACUAGCUUCUCUCUCAAGCUCUAAAAACCUUGACCAGAAACUUGUCAUGGGGCAGGAGAUGUCAGGAAAACCACUUAGUGCUGUCCAGCCAGGCUUAGUGUCCAUUCCAGCCCCAGGGCAGCAAUCUAUGGCUGAAACUGGAAAUUGUGGAAGGUUUACGUACGUGGGUAGCCGUGCACUCCACCGAUGUACAACCUGCAGUAGGUGUUUUCAAUUCAAGCAUCACUUACAGAGUCACAUGAACAGCCACAGUAACCUGAGACCGUAUGGGUGUCCGGUAUGUAGGAAAGCAUAUGCUCACUCAGGUAGCCUAAGCACACACAUGAAGCUUCACCAUUCAGAGGGGAGGCCUAGGAAGAGCCUCCGCUGCGAAUUUUGUGAGAAAGUGUUUGGGUAUGUCGGUGUGUACUUCAGCCACCUCCGAGAAGUGCACAAGGUCAUCCUUACUGUGGAGCCAUCCAUCCGUCAGCAUGAGGAGAAUACACCCAUAGAAGGUUGUGUAGACUCUGAGGACCAGACUUCAGAACAGCGUGUGGAUCCUGUGGAGUUGCAAAUAAAGUGUGGCCGCUGCCAGGCAAUCACACCCACCUUUGCUGACAUGAAGCUACAUUUGUUGUAUGUGCACGGUGAGGAAGUCCAAGUCCAUCUAAAAGAGGGGGCCAUGCAUGAGGGACGCGAAGCUGAGAACGAGCUGGUUAAGCACGCAGCCCACUAUUGGAGGCAACUCAACGAGAGGCGCAACUUGGUACGCUGCGGAAGUUGUGAUGAGGAGUUCUUCUCGUUCCCCAAGCUUGAGCGCCACCUGCACGCCCAUCACCAAGGGGUUAUAGAGAGUCAAGAGGAAGAACAGGAACUGAAGAAAGAAGAUAAAGAAGAGUCCAUCUCCGAGGGGUCUGUCAAAAGUGUGACCUUUAGAGCAGGGUCACGCUUUAAUUGCAUCCUGUGCAGUGAGGUUUUGAACAGCAAGCAGGAAGUUCUGGAGCACUGGAGGGGGAUUCACAAGUGUGAAAACCCAGUUAUGCUGUGGGAGGUUCUGGAUUCAAAGUGAGAGUACAAAUCUGCUCUCAGCCUAAAGUAGCAUCCUAAGGAGUAGUAUGUAUGGAACAUUUUUAUCAGAUUCUUUCUUUUUUUUUUGUUUCUGUUUUGCACUGUUUUGUUUUGAUAUUGAAAGGAAAAUUUGACUGCUUUAAUUUAAAAUGUUUGCAUUUUAUAUAAAUUGUGAAGUUCUUUUUUUUUGACAACUUGUUUUUGUUUUUUUGUAAUGGACACAGGUCUGAGAGGAUCGAUUCCAACACAGUGUUUCAGAAUUCAGUUUUGAGCAUUACAAAUGCACAUACAGUGGGGUCCAGAAAUCUGAAACCACUUGUGAAAAUGCUUCUGUUUGGCAUUCUUUCUCAAUUUAACACAAAGGUUUUCAUCACAAAUGAUAUUAUCAGCAAAAGCUUGUGUGAAAAGUAGAAUCUUAGAAAUAUUUACAUGAAUGUCAGAGUUUCUUAGUAUUUGGUAUGUCCCCUUUUUGCUUUAAUGACAGUGUGCACUUAUGCAAAACCUUAUGAUCAAUUUUAGAUCAAAUCCAAUGGUGUGUCAUCUGAACGCGUGCUUCAAUGGAAGGGAUAAGGCUCACAGAAAAUCAGAAAUUUUGUACAAAGGAGGUAAAUAUCACAAAUUUGCUUACAUUUAAAUAGGGACCUACAAAUUCUGCAUCAUGUUGAAUAUUGAAUAGACAAGAUAUUGCACAUUUACUAUUUUUUUGUUUUAGAAUUUUCAAAAUUCUAAAACUUUGUUUAUUUCCAGUUUUAAAAAAAAAUCCAGAUUUUCGCUAUGGUCUCAGACUUCUGGACAUCACUGUAUAUACAAGUAACUUAAUCACUAUUAAUGUUAAAUUCAUUUUGCUAGUGAGUACAAGAGUUAGAAUUUAUAUUUUUGUGAUGCAGGGAUGCUAUCCAUUGAAAGGUAACUGCUUGCUGAUUGGCCCAGGGAGUGUUUGGGAAGUGCUUUAGUACCAGGAAAGCUCCAUGAAAAUCAAAUCUCUAAUCUAAUGUGGAAGGUCAGUAAAGGAAUAGUUUAACCAAAAUUGCAGUGCACUAAAUAUCUAGCAUGAUGCUGAUUGGCAGCUAGUUGAAUUAUCCCUUUACCCUUGUAGCCUUGGAAAACAGAAUAUUCAGGCUGGAAAGCAGCACAAAGUAACAUGAAAUUUGUUUAAAGGUAUCAUAACUUAAGUUGUACAGUAAUGAUUGCAAAAUGGUGCUGGUAUAUUGUUGAUUUACCACUUUACAGACCUCUUUAUGUUUAUAGACUGCCUUCCUGACCCUCGUCCUGACUCUAGACUUUGCUCCAGUGCUGCCACCUCUGCUGAGGACUUGGUCAGUGAAAUUCUUAGAGCUGCUUAUCUCAGUUAAGGAAAUAAAAUAUAUUCUAAAAAUCCUAUUUUAUAUACAAUUUCUAUUCUAAAACAAGAGUUCUCUAUAUGUGUGUGUGUGUGUGUGUGCAAGUGUGUCAGGCAUUGUUUUUUUUUAAGCUGUAGAUAUAUUUAAAUAUUAUUUUCUGUUUAAAGAAUCACAGGGUAACUGAAUGUACCUUAAACGUUUCAAAAUCCUACCAAAUGUUAAAUACAUGUACUGAAAUAGAUUAUAUAUCUCUCUAUAUAUAGAUAUAUACAUAUAUUGAGGAUAGCUUAUAUAUUUGCAAAGAUGACAUAGUUAUUCUGCUGUUGUAUCUUGACUAGAGAAAAUACUUCUAAGAUUUAAAACUUUUAUGCCACGUCUUAUAUUCAGCAUACUUGCAGUUCUCGCUAUGUACUGUAAAUGCCUUCUUGCUUCUUAUGAAAGGUGUGGGUACAUUCUCUAGACACAGAUCAAGUCAUGCCCUAGACUUGAAAUACGUUUCAGUGUAGGAGGCAAUUGACAUUGUGGUGAUGUGGAUGUUGUAUGUUUAAAUGUCUAGAAAAUGUCAGGUUGUGUUCAUAAAGACAGGACGCUGCUUAGAUUUCUCACCAGCAUUCUCAUUUUUGAAAGGACUAUAAUGCAUGAAAACACCUGAGGACUGCCUCUUUGUUAUCAGACUGUUUGUCUGAAAAUCUGGAGUUUAGAUUUAGAUAUAGUUUUUGAGCUUAAGUGAAUGACCUUGGGUUGAAAUUUUUUGACUUGUUUUGAGUGAUUUCAUUGUGGAUUGUGAUGAUGGUUGAUUCCCUGAAGAGGUACAAAUUAGAUGUGUUGAUGUAAGCUGAAGUUUAAAAAUGUGCACAAAAACAUGUUUGGUGUCUAUAGAUGAUAAGAAUGUGGUCCCCUCUUGUCCUCUGCGAUAAUUACACAAUUCUGUUUUAUGUGGCUUUAGCCUAACUUGUGUGUGUGUGUGCACGCCUGUCCUAAACCACUGAAGAUAAAACCACAUUAACUGAUUGGUGCCUAAAUAAAAAGUGUUGAAAUCUGA